Molecule: messenger RNA, 408 nt
Organism: Nematocida homosporus
Lineage: Eukaryota; Fungi; Microsporidia
Exons: 1
Coding region: 1-408 (135 amino acids)
Source: RefSeq, a predicted model, not a curated record
AUGAAUAUUCGUGAGAUUUGGCCAGAAGUUCCCAUAGAUAAGGAGAGAAAGGGAGGGUUGGUAGAUAAGGGUAAGAAGGGCUUACCGAGAAUUCCAAAAGAAAUUGAACAAUUUGGAUUUAAGAUUGAAGUGGGUUUGGAUGACGUCAUCAAGAAUCGGUCUUUGUUAGUGGUAAGUAAAGAGAUAAUUGGGGUGUUUAAUAGGUGUAUUUGGGAUUCAUUGGAUAUAAGGAAGAGGAGGGAUAUUCAAGUGGAUCUUAAGAAGAUUAGUAAGUUGUAUGAAGAAGCCAAUCAAGUAAUUGCCGGGUAUAGGUUGGCCGAAGCUAAAGAAAAGAUAGCUUUGAGUUUGGCCCAGCAGAUAGAGAAAAAGAAAGAGUUGCUCAAGAAAAUGACUUUACAGGAAUUAUGA